Messenger RNA from Phalaenopsis equestris, 610 nucleotides. RefSeq lists its product as uncharacterized. The transcript has 2 exons. Lineage: Eukaryota; Viridiplantae; Streptophyta; Magnoliopsida; Asparagales; Orchidaceae. The record is from RefSeq and is a predicted model, not a curated record. Bases 20 to 508 code for a protein of 162 amino acids.
AGAGAGAGAGAGAGAGACGAUGAGCCAGGAGAAAGCAAGAGGAGAGCCAAAGGUUCUGCUCGAGGAUAUCGAGGAAGCGAAAUGGCCGAGAAGAGGGAGGAAGAAGGGAGCCGCCGCCGUGAAGCUGGAGGGCUACGUCGACGAAGGCGAAUCUCUGGAAUCCGGCGAAGAUGGAUGCCCAACUGUGGCGAGAACGAAGAGUUUGACCGACGAGGAUCUUGAGGAACUCAAGGGAUGCCUCGACCUAGGCUUUGGUUUCAGCUACGACGAGAUCCCGGAGCUCUGCGGCACCCUGCCUGCUCUCGAGCUCUGCUAUUCCAUGAGCCAACGAUUCCUCGACGAGCAGCAGCAACGAUCUACCGCGGGGUAUCACGCCGUCGGUUCCAUCUCUCCUGUUCGAGUUGCGAAUUGGAAGAUCUCCAAUCCAGGGGACCAUCCCGACGAAGUUAAAGCACGUCUCAAGUAUUGGGCACAAGCAGUGGCGUGUACAGUCAAAUUAUGCAGCUAAAAGUUCUUCUUCUCAAACCGAUCAUGGAUCUGCAGAGGCUUUCGUGCUUCGUACUGUAGAACUCUUUGGAAGCUGGAAGCCAUUGGAAGCUAAGUUUCUUCA